ACAUGGAUAGAAAAGUUGUGAAAAUAGCAGAGCUCUCAUCAUCUCUCUCGAACCCUUCAAGCACGCAACAUUUGUUUGGUGUGGCUUAUAAUUGGCAUUUUUGUAUUGCAGCUGUGCAGCUUUUUAAAUUAAUUGGUAUUCCACAAUAUUUAUUUUUCUUUGAUCCCUUGAGGAAGUCUGGCUUCUUUUCUCUGUAACCAUUUUACGAACUUUCCAUUACGCUGAGAGGCAGAGGACGCUUUGUUGCUCGGGAAUCAAGAUAAUUGCAACAGAACUAUUCAAUUUAAUUCCAUUAUCUUUCUGAGAAGAAGCAAGAACAUAGGCAAUGGCUCUUCAUCAGGUACAUCACCAUAGUCAGCAUCCUCACCAUCAGCGUCGACACUCAUCUCAUCGUCACCAUCAUCACGAUCAUGGUGCACACCUUCCAGAGGAACAUGAAGAUAAGAGUGCCUCAGAUGGCAGCAGUGGUCAUCUAAUUCCUGAGCAUUAUAACCAUCAUCACUCCCAAACUAAAAGCCAUCAUCAUCAUCAUCAUCAUCGUCAUCAUUAUCCACAACAUCAAGAUAAACAUCAAAUACCGAAAAAGAAAACUCACUCUAAAGCUUCAGUGACUUCCUCAAACUCUUCUGGGUCUUCCUCUAGUUCCCUGUCAAAGACUUCAUCAAGCUCAUCCAGUUCUGAUUCCUCUUCUUCUGAUUCUUCUUCCUCCUCCAAUUCCUCUUCAUCCUCUUCCUCAAAAUCAUAUUUUUCCAAUUCUAGCUUUUCUUCCUCCUCAUCCUCUGGUUCAUGUUCUUCUUGGUCAUCUGAAGCCAGUCUGGAAAAUGCCCCUUUGCCUUCUGAGUCCAAGCGAGCAAUUAAACGUCCACAGCACUCACAAUCAUGUAUGGAUAUCAGCAGAGGACGAAGAGCCUUUGAGGAUGAUGAGGAUGAUGCAAUGCCUUUAUUGGAAGCUGAUGUCCAAAUGAAGAUGUGUACAAGCAUGGAAAAGAACUUGACCAUCAAAGAAAAAAGUGGAGGGACUGCCAAGAAGGCAACGUAUUCUCGAGAACAGAAUGAAAAGGGAAAUAAGGGACAACAACAGAAUCAUGCUAAAGCGGCUGCAAACAUAAGAAAGACCAAGUCUAUGGAAGUUCUGUCCAGGCGAGCGGAUCAUUCUGGUGGCUUGGAUGAGAAAGAGCUGGAGAAAAGCAAACAAGAGGCCCAUAAGAGCUUUGUGAAGGAGAAGAUAAAGUUUUCUGCCUUUUUGAAUGAAAUCACAAGGCAGGUGCUAAGCCCAUCAAGACUUACAUCCCUUGGGGUAACAAAUGUUCAUAGGCCCUCAAGCCCUGGGCAGAUUUCAACAUCUUCAAAGGCAUUGUCCCCAAAGCCUGAACAUAAAAGAGAAAAGAAGUCAAAAAUUACCAGAAGCCGGCCAGGAAGCAGUGCCAGCUCCAUAACAUCAACUUCUCAUUCCCAUGUCAGCAAACUCUCGCACUCCAGUAAGCAUUCUCACUCAAGUAAGCACUCCCAUUCCAAACGGCACUCAUAUUCAAGCAAGACCUCCAGCUCCAACAAGCAUCCUUAUUCUGAAAGGGACCUCAUCAAUCAACAACAGCAUCAGGCUGUUCCCAGGCGUCGCCACGACAGUGCAAGAAGUGAUACAAGCAAUACUAGCUCUUCCUCAAAAGGUCUUUCUUCUGGGACUGAACGUAGCCACAAAAGUCAGAAGAAGCACCAAAUUGCCCCCAAAGAGCAACAUUUCAAAUCAUCGAAUCAUAGAAAUUCACACCACAAAUCUUCUUUAUCACAUCACCAUCACAAUGAAGAUUAUCAUAGCCCUCCUUCAUGUCCUUGUUCUCCAGAAUCAGAAAACCGCCAUCAUCAUUCCCAUCAAGAAUCUCAUCACCAUCAUUCCCAUCCAGAAUCUCAUCACCAUCAUUCCCAUCCAGAAUCUCAUCACCAUCAUUCCCAUCCAGAAUCCCAUCACCAUCAUUCCCAUCCAGAAUCUCAUCACCAUCAUGCCCACCCAGAAUCCCAUCACCAUCAUCACCAUCAUUCCCAUCCAGAAUCCCAUCACCAUCAUGCGCAUCCAGAAUCUCAUCACCAUCAUGCCCAUCCAGAAUCCCAUCACCAUCAUGCCCAUCCAGAAUCUCAUCACCAUCAUUCCCAUCCAGAAUCUCAUCACCAUCCUGCUCAUCCAGAAUCUCAUCACCAUCAUGCCCAUCCAGAAUCUCAUCACCAUCAUUCCCAUCCAGAAUCUCAUCACCAUCAUGCCCAUGCAGAAUCUCAUCACCAUCAUUCCCAUCCAGAAUCUCAUCACCAUCCUGCUCAUCCAGAAUCUCAUCACCAUCAUGACCAUCCAGAAUCUCAUCACCAUCAUGACCAUUCAGAAUCUCAUCACCAUCAUGCCCAUCCAGAAUCUCAUCACCAUCAUGACCAUCCAGAAUCUCAUCACCAUCAUGCCCAUCCAGAAUCUCAUCACCAUCAUUCACCAUCGUCAUCUCAUCACCACCAUGGAACUAAUCGUAACCCAUCACCACACGACCAUUCUCCUCCAUCAGAUUCCCAUCAUCAUUCACCCUCUCCAUCACAUCACCAUCAUGGAGCUCACCGCAGCCCAACACACUCUACUAAGUCAGGGACUCACCAUCAACUUCCCCAUCCAGAAGCUCAUCCUUCUCACAAAGAAUUACACCACCAUCAACAUUCACCAUCACCACCACAUCACAACCAUGGAAGUCACAGCACCUCAGAACCUUCCCACCAUCAUUCCCAUUCAAAAUCUCACCACAAUUAUUCUCCUCCUCUCCACCACCAUGGAGAGCAUGGUAGUACAUCUCAUCUUUCUACUGACUCAGAAACUCAUCACCAGUCUGAUGUGAAACCGCAACACCAUCAUACUGACUAUGAUUCUUCUCAUCCCAAAUCUCACCAUCACCAUCAUCAUUCCCAUCCUAAUCACUCAUCCAACACCAUCCAACACCAUCACACAUCAGUUUCAGAACCGCAGCACCAUCAUUCCCACGAUGAUUCUCAUACUGAAACUCGCCAACACUCUCAUUCUCAUGAUGCAUCCCCUACGUUGGAACACCAUUAUCAUUCUUCUCAUACUGACUCUCACCAUAGUCCUCAUCAUCAUCACCAUCACUUAUCUGACAAUUAUUCAAAAGACCCUGCUCACUCUAAUUCAGCCCAUCAUUAUGAAAAUCAUCCUAUCGCACAUUCAGAAUCCCAAGAUCACAGCUCAUCACAUUCUAAAGAACACCUUUCCCAUUUAGAAUUCCACCCCCACAGUGAUCAUGAUCCUAAGGAAUCUCACCCACUCCAUUUCCACUCGGGAAAUCUUGAUAAAUCCCCUGUUGAAUCGGAGCAUUACCAUCACCACAAACCUCAAGAAUUCCACCAUUAUCCCCAUCACCAUUCCGAUCCAGAGUCUAACCAUCCUCAACAUCACGAGCAUUCAGAAUCUCAUCAUCAUUCCCAACCAGAAUCCCACCAUCAUCAUUCCCAAGAUCACCAUCAUUACCACGACAGCCCAGAAUUGCAAAAUCAGCAUUCCCAUACAGCACAUCACCACUUUCAUUCUGAAUCGAACCACUAUCAUUCCCAAUUCAAGGAGGAUCAUCACAAUGAUGAUCACCCAAGCCAUCUUCGCCACUCUCCAGUUGGCCAGCGGUCCACUUCUCCUCAUUCUAACAAGUCAGAUUCAUCCGCUAGCUCCACUAUGCAGGAUGACCAAUCCACAGUGAGCUACCAAGAGUCAUCCUCAUUCCCAAAAGAAAAGGAAGCUGAAUUGGAGAGAUUAAUGAUAUUACAGGAGCAGAAUGAGGUUCUCCACCACAGCUUGCUGCAGACCACUGUGCGGAUGGAAUGUAUGGGAGCAGAGUUCAAAACUGGGCACCAGCUCCUUGAAUCUGAGUUACAAAGAACUCGCAUAGAGCUAAACAGCUUAUUGGAGCGGUUCACAAGACUUCAGGACAACUACUCUUGUACACAACAAACCAAUCACCUUCUGGAGAAAAAACUGCAUUGUGUGGCACAGAAUAUGGAUGGAGAGCGUGAGCGACUGAACCAGCGAAUCUCCGAGCUCACAGACCAACUGCAUGCAGCAAAAACGACCAUCCAAAGUCUAGAAACCAUUAAUGUGACAUCAAUGCUACAGGAUGCCCUGGUGAAACAUUUGAAGUCUGACGAUCCCAUAACUCCACUUCCAGUCGCACCACCUCCAGCUCAGUUCAUGGAUAGUGACCGUUACGACAAAGUCUCCAUGCAUGCCGAUGAACAAUCGUUGGGAACACUCCCAGAGGAGGAGGAAUCUGAUUGGUCAGAAAUGGGAGAGGAGGCACACAACUGCGUCCUGAGGGGUUCACAGGGAAAUCAUGGAAACGCGUCGUAUUACCAAUGGCAGCAGAGGCAAGGCUGUUGGGAGGGGAUGAACCAAUAUUCAAAGGGAAUUGUGGAUACGGAGAGCGAAUCUGGGGGUGAGGAAAGCAAAUAUCAUCAACCUCCUCAUGUCCUGCAGAUACCACAUCUUAAGUUCACAGUUCACCCCGAAACAUUACCGAUUCCUGUCGAGGAUGUCAGCUUGGCCCGCUUCAAGCAGAGUCCUGAUGAUCCAGAUUGCGAUGGCUACCAGAUCACAGAGGUACGUAAUCUGGGCUCUCCCAUUCGUGUACUCUCUGCUAGUCUGGAAGAGAUCCACUCCAUAGGGCUCCUGAAGCAGCAAGACCAGCAGCAGGAUCAUCAUGGCAUGCUGAGGAGCAAUAAAUCCAUGAUGGACCUCCACCAAUCACAAGUUGGCACCAGGCAAGUGUUGUACGAGGAUGAGAUGGUCUGUAAUUGGAGAGAAGCGAAUAGCCAUGGUACUGGAGAUGAUAUAAAUGGGAUGAUUGGUCUGGAGUCUGCUCAAAAAAUGCUCAACCACUUUAUUCAUGAUGGAGAGAGUACACACUUGUGAUUAAAGGGACAUUUUAGAAUGAUGAAUACUUAUUAUGCAUUUUAUGUUAUAGUACUUAUAUUUGUGAUGAAGUACAGGUUAGUCACUUUGACAAUAUAUUUAAUGUUUAAUUCAAAAGAAAAGUUGAAUUAAAUGGUAAAAAGUUGGACUUUAGGUUGAGAUUUAGUGAAGUCUUAAAGGCACUAUAUGUAGAAUUCAGAAACCCUUCUUAUUAGCAACACCGGUGGCCAUUAAGUGAACUGCAGCCAGCAACUUAUUGCUCACACUCGUGCACACGUAAUGUACAAAAGACAGGAUAUACUCACGACUAAGUUCUUUUUCGUUCUUCGCUUCGAAGAUAAAGAACUUGGACAUACUUUUGCAGUGAUAUACUGUUAACAAACAUCCAGAUGCCGUCCACACAGCCGAGAGCGACGUUUAGAUGAAUAUGUAAAUAUGUGCUUUCCUCUCAAUAACGAAAUAAACACACAACAAAAAUGACAGUUGUGAGAAAACAGCAAUUAAGAAAGAUAUGUUUGCACCAGCUCUUCAAUUCAUCAACAGAUUAAGUAUUUAAAAUUACACUGUUAUGAUUGAUUAUAAUAAAGUAUAUUUGAGACUAUAGACUAUAUAGCUCUGGCUAUGUGAGCCUAUAGUUCAGUUUGAAUUAAUCCCUUUUCUUUGCAUAACACAUUGACAUUACAGUACACAAUGGCUUUUUCGGCAUUAUUCUGAACAUUGUAUAAGCAUUCGUUUCGUAUGUCAUAGAAUAGAAGAUAGGCUCUCUAAAUGUCGUAGCAAGCGUAAACGUCAAAUUCUUUCGAUUUUCCAGGCGAAAACAUCCCGAGUCCUUCACAUAAAAAUCAGUCUAGGCUUUCAUAGGCAACCUAGGAAGUCGGGGAAGGUCUCGUUUUUUAAUUCCGUUACAAGCUCUUCACUUGGCAAUAUAAAAAGCGAUUGAUACGUCAUGGUUUUGGGCUACUGUAUAUAAAAUCUUGCUAAUAGUAAAUGUAGCAAAUUAAUGCUGGUUGAUGUUUAUUGCUAAUUAAUGUACUAAAGAUUACAGCAAUAAGAGAAAAGAAAAAUAGAUGGGUGAACUUGACUUUCAGCCUCACUUCCCAUGCAGCAGAUGGUGGCUUAAAUAAAUAUGAGGAUCAUCUGCGCACUCACAUUCAGGUCUGCUUGCAUUCUUUUCAGCCCUAAUUAAUUCCUGAUGGAUAAAAUCAAGUCCCUGCCUUUUCCCCCCUGAACAUCCAGUUUCAGUAGCAAUAAUAUCUCAUUAGAGAAGUGAAUGCUAUUUCAUCAUGACUUUAAAUAUUGUUUGUUUAGUUUAAGAUCAUAGUAAAAGAUAUUUCACCACUGAAAGAUCCGCAUUGAUCUGAUUUUCCAUCUUGAUUUUCUCUUUUGUUGACGUAUUCGCCUGCAGAAAGCCCUUGACCCCCUAAAGAUCUUGAAGCCACGAGAUGAUAUUUCAUUGUUUUCUUGAUUCUAGUCAGACAUAUAUUUCUUAAACCUGCUCAGUAGAUAUUCAUAUUUGUUCAAUAUUAAUUUGCAUUUUUAAUGUUUUGUUUGAGUGCAUGUGCUUAUGCAUUUGUAAUUCUUCUAGUACUCUUACUUCUAAAGCUUUAUUUGUGUAUGAUAACCAUGGCAGGAACUUGAAGAGGUAUAAAUAGGUAAAAA
Messenger RNA from Megalobrama amblycephala (Wuchang bream), 6595 nucleotides. RefSeq names its product filaggrin-2. Gene Ontology annotation, biological process: Golgi organization. The coding region runs from base 326 to 4936 and encodes 1536 amino acids. The transcript has 8 exons. The record is from RefSeq and is a predicted model, not a curated record. Gene Ontology annotation, cellular component: trans-Golgi network. NCBI's taxonomy places the organism in Eukaryota, Metazoa, Chordata, Actinopteri, Cypriniformes, Xenocyprididae.